Molecule: messenger RNA, 779 nt
Organism: Thalassophryne amazonica
Lineage: Eukaryota; Metazoa; Chordata; Actinopteri; Batrachoidiformes; Batrachoididae
Gene: drc9
Product: IQ motif containing G
Exons: 6
Coding region: 150-665 (171 amino acids)
Biological process (GO): cilium organization; sperm axoneme assembly
Cellular component (GO): sperm flagellum; cytoplasm
Molecular function (GO): protein binding
Source: RefSeq, a predicted model, not a curated record
CCACCAGGGAGGACGAAUUGGCAAGACAGACUCAGGGACGAUAUGAUGAACUGCAAAAAAACACAACUCAAAAACACCAGGUCCUGAACCAACACCUCAUCCAGCUGAAUGAUCAGCUGGAACAAGUGAAGGCGGACCUGGACACGAAGAUGAAGAUGGUCCAGAAACACGCCGACUUGCAGCUGCAGCAAACUGAAAAACAGAACACCGGCACCGAGUGGCGGCUGAAGGACCAAAUCCAGCAGGUGCAGGAGAAGCUGCAACUCGAAGUCAGAGUGCACGAGGAGUCAAAAAACUGGUUGCAUCAUCAGCACAAGGAGUUACAGCAGCAGUUUGAGUGGUGGCAGCUGCACUUCGACCAGAUAUCACAAGAAAAACAGCAGCAGGUGGACGAGCGGCAACGAGAGCUAACACAAAAUUCAGACAGACUGACGCAACUCAAGAGAAAGUUCAGGGACAUGGAGCAGGUGGUGUUGAAGUCCAGGCAGCAGAAGGAGAUGUUGCGCAGACAGCUGGAGAGACAGCAGGAAGAGAUCACAGCUGUUACCAUGAUACAGGCCUGGUGGAGAGGCUGUAUGGUUCGACGAGGUCUCGGCCCGUUUAAAAAAGGGACUAAAUCCAAGGACGGCAAGAAGAAAGGAAAGAAAGCAAAAGGAAAGAAGUAGAAAAAAGUGGACGUCAUCUUCCUCCGAGGCCUCAUUCUGAUUUUAAAGAUGUAAUUUUUGUUUCAUCUGUUCAUUCUGCAAAAACCAAAUGUGAUUAAAAAACCUUCUAAAAGU